Molecule: messenger RNA, 1056 nt
Organism: Sciurus carolinensis (gray squirrel)
Lineage: Eukaryota; Metazoa; Chordata; Mammalia; Rodentia; Sciuridae
Gene: C1qc
Product: complement C1q C chain
Exons: 3
Coding region: 134-871 (245 amino acids)
Molecular function (GO): protein binding
Source: RefSeq, a predicted model, not a curated record
CGGGAGGAGGCCCAGCGCCGCUCUGGGCCGUCCUUGCUCCGUCCACUCGGACACAGUGUCCUCCGGCCUGGGAGAGGGAGCCGAGCCAAGACAUCUCUGACCAGCCCGAAGCCUCCCACCCCCGGCACACAGGAUGGACGUGGCACCCAGCCGCAGGAGCCCCCUGGGACUCUACCUCCUGCUGCUUCUGAUGGCCCUGCCACUCCGGGGCCAGGCCAGCACAAGCUGCUACGGGAUCCCGGGGAUGCCGGGCCUGCCGGGCGCCCCUGGCAAGGACGGGCAUGACGGUCUGCGGGGCCCCAAGGGCGAGCCAGGAAUCCCAGCCGUCCCUGGCACACGAGGACCCAAGGGCCAGAAGGGAGAGCCGGGCACCCCUGGCUAUCCUGGGAAGAACGGCCCGAUGGGCCCCACGGGGAUGCAGGGGGACCGGGGCCUCCCGGGGCCUCCCGGGGAGCCGGGCGAGGAGGGCAGGUACAAGCAGAAGCACCAGUCGGUGUUCACGGUCACGCGGCAGACGGCCCAGUACCCGGCCGCCAACAGGCUGGUCAAGUUCAACUCGGUGGUCACCAACCCGCAGGGGGACUACGACACGGGCACGGGCAAGUUCACCUGCAGGGUGCCCGGGCUCUACUACUUCGUCUACCACACGUCGCAGACGGCCAACCUGUGCGUGCUGCUCUACCGCAACGAUGUCAAGGUGACCACCUUCUGUGACCACAUGUCCAACAGCAAGCAGGUCAGCUCGGGCGGCGCGCUGCUGCGGCUGCAGGCGGGCGAGCAGGUGUGGCUGGCCGUCAACGACUACAACGGCCUGGUGGGCACCGAGGGCUCCGACAGCGUCUUCUCGGGCUUCCUGCUCUUCCCUGACUAGCCGCCCGGCCCGCGCUCCUCCUCCAGGAAGCCCUCCCACCCCGGCCGCUGCUCCUCUGAGCGCCUUUCCGCGGCCACCACGCGCCCCAGUCCCCCCGGCCCCCUCGGGACCACGGCUCAACUUAUUUCUGUUUUUUCGGGUCUUGGGAGAGGUGGGGAGAUACAUGAAUAAAUAACCAGACGGAA